Messenger RNA from Oryza brachyantha (malo sina), 1329 nucleotides. RefSeq names its product GRF-interacting factor 1. The record is from RefSeq and is a predicted model, not a curated record. Lineage: Eukaryota; Viridiplantae; Streptophyta; Magnoliopsida; Poales; Poaceae. The coding region runs from base 245 to 934 and encodes 229 amino acids. Gene Ontology annotation, biological process: leaf development; positive regulation of transcription by RNA polymerase II; cell population proliferation. The transcript has 4 exons. Gene Ontology annotation, cellular component: nucleus. Gene Ontology annotation, molecular function: transcription coactivator activity.
GAGAGGGGACGAGGACGACCAACCAAAACCCUCCUCCUAUCCGCCAAAACCCCCAAGAAAACCUCCUCUUCUGCUCCUCUCCCUUUACCUGCUCCAAAGCAAAGAUCAGAGAGGGGGGAAGGGGAGACUGGAGAGAGGAAGAAGCAGAGGGGAAAAAAGAGGAGGAUUUGCAGCAGCAGCAGCAGCUGUGAGUGAGUAGAGUGGGAGGAGGGAGGGGGAGAGGGCACAAGCUUUUCUCAUUGGAAUGCAGCAGCAACACCUGAUGCAGAUGAACCAGGGCAUGAUGGGGGGCUAUGCUUCCCCUACCACUGUCACCACUGAUCUCAUUCAGCAGUAUCUGGACGAGAAUAAGCAGCUGAUCCUGGCUAUCCUUGACAACCAAAACAAUGGGAAGGUGGAGGAUUGUGCACGGAACCAAGCUAAGCUCCAGCACAACCUCAUGUAUCUCGCCGCCAUCGCCGACAGCCAGCCGCCGCAGACGGCCGCCAUGUCGCAGUAUCCGUCGAGCCUGAUGAUGCAGUCCGGGCCGCGGUACAUGCCGCAGCAGUCGGCGCAGAUGAUGGCGCCGCAGUCGCUGAUGGCGGCGCGGUCGUCGAUGAUGUACGCGCAGCCGGCGCUGUCGCCGCUCCAGCAGCAGCAGCAGGCGGCGGCGGCGCACGGGCAGCUGGGCAUGGGAUCCGGGGGCACCACCAGCGGGUUCAGCAUCCUCCACGGCGAGGCCAGCAUGGGCGGCGGCGGCGGGCCGGGCAGCGGCGGCGCCGGGAACAACAUGAUGAACGCCGGCGUCUUCUCCGACUUCGGACGCGGCGGCGGGGGUGGCAGCGGCGGCAAGGAGGGGUCCACCUCGCUGUCCGUCGACGUCCGGGGCGCCAACUCCGGCGCCCAGAGCGGCGACGGGGAGUACCUCAAGGGCACCGAGGAGGAAGGCAGCUAGGUAGGACAGCACUGAGCAGCAGCAGCAGCAGCAGCAGCAGCAGCUAGCGGGUAUAACUAGCUAUAGCUAGCUAAGCCCAUGAGGAGGGUAGCACCGUAGUAGUAGCAGCAGUAGUAGCUAGGCGGCGCCGGCCACCACGGCGACGGCGGCGGCGGCGGCUAAGGUUAGGUUUGGUAGCUAGCUCCAUCGAACCUGAGGGUGGUGGUGGCCUUUCUCUGCGUCAUGCAAGGUGGCCACUUGUUUUGGAAAUGGAUGGCAGGUUCGCCUAAUUAAGUUGUGUUAAUUAGUAAGGGAUGUUGCUGCAAUGGUUGGUCGAUCUGCGUAUUCUCGCUGUGUUGCUGCUACAACUGCGUAGUAGUAUUUGAUUUUUGAUCUCCUGUUCCAAGCUGAGGAGA